This is a messenger RNA of Xiphias gladius (swordfish), 2119 nucleotides long. It is a transcript of the gene mrm2, whose product is annotated as mitochondrial rRNA methyltransferase 2. NCBI's taxonomy places the organism in Eukaryota, Metazoa, Chordata, Actinopteri, Istiophoriformes, Xiphiidae. Gene Ontology annotation, cellular component: mitochondrion. The record is from RefSeq and is a predicted model, not a curated record. The coding region runs from base 119 to 838 and encodes 239 amino acids. The transcript is spliced from 2 exons. Gene Ontology annotation, biological process: RNA methylation. Gene Ontology annotation, molecular function: rRNA (uridine-2'-O-ribose)-methyltransferase activity.
GUGUGUUGCAGUACGGUGACAUGUUACACGCAGUACCUGUCUGUGACCAACGGCCAGCUGUGUUUCCACGCAGGCGCAGUUGAGGAGGCGGCGAACGCGACCCCGCACAGGAGAAGCAAUGUGGUGCGCGUCGGCGCCGAGGAGGUGUUUGCACUCGUCUUUGCGUCUCAUGAAGACGCCGGGAGGCAAAACGCCGGCGGAGCGGCGCUGGCUGACGCGGCAGCUCAGAGACCCGUACGUCAAAGCUUCCCGCGCCCAGAGCUUUCGGUGCAGAAGCGCCUUCAAGCUGCUGGAGAUGGACGACAAGUUCGGGGUCCUACAGCCUGGGGACAGCGUGGUGGACUGCGGAGCCGCGCCCGGAGCCUGGAGCCAGGUGGCCGUCCAGAGGGUCAACUCGGCCGGGACAGAUCCAGAGUUACCACGCGGCACAGUUGUUGGCAUUGACCUGCUGAACAUACCUCCUCUGGACGGUGCCCACUUCCUGUCCCGCCACGACGUCACCGACCCCGCCACACACGCCAAGCUGCUGGAGCUGCUCCCCGACGGCCGGGCCCACGCCAUCCUGAGCGACAUGGCGCCAAAUGCCAGCGGUUUCCGGGAGCUGGACCACGAGAAACUCGUCAUGAUGUGUUUGUCUUUGAUAGACUUGGCCGAGAAGAUUUUACAGCCGGGGGGUUCGCUGGUUUGUAAAUACUGGGAUGGGAUCCUCGUUCAGAAACUGCAGGAGAGGCUCUCGCGUGCGUUCGGUAGCGUUCGGACUCUAAAGCCAAACGCCAGCAGGAAGGACUCGGCUGAGAGAUAUUUCCUCGCUAGAAUGUACAGAAAGCCAGUGAAAUGAGGGUCCUUGUCUUUUAUUUUUCUGCUGUGCAUCCUUAAAAGUGAAAAAUCUGGUCAGUUUACAUGUUUUGUUGAGAUUCACAGAAGUGCCCGCUGUGUUUUUUGACCAGUCUGAACAUGAAGAAGGGGCUCACUUAAUAACGUUGAUCAAAAGGUGGCACUGUUGAGACAUCAGUGGGGCUCACAGCUGCAGGCACAGACACAUCCCCAUGCUGUUGCUGGGGAUUCUUCUCCUAGUAAACUUAAAACAGUUGCAUCAGUGAAUCAGUGAUAUGUAAACCUAUGCAAAAAUCAUCAGUGUGAUAUUCCUCAAGAGCCCGAUGCUGUGUUUUCUCUGAAGUUAUUGUUUGCCCCCCAGUGUUUGUUCUACACACUCAGUUUGGUAUUUGCUUUGUUACAGAAAGUCAUUUACCAGUGCUGCUUAUGCUAAUAAUUUGCACUGCCAGCCAUGUAGAAAUAUGUAAUCAUUCUCUCAUUGAGAGUUUAUGAAGGGAAAACCUAAUACACGAGAGUCACAUACAGCAUGACUAAUGGGAAGUGGGAUGAAACUGAAGCUUGGGACGCUGCAAGUGUUGUUGGGCUCUUCUCUCUGACAGUGAAAGAGAUGGCCAUUUCCUGGGAAGGUAUUUUCAGGACAGAUUUUGUUUGUUUUUUUGUAAAGAUUCUUCUUUAAAUCACUGUACCGAUCAUUUUGGAAAUAACUACUUAUUAAGUUUGUUUUUGUGAUUGUUUUCUGUUCUGGGUUUGGAACCACUGGUCAGGAAAUAAAAGGAUCUUUCUGUCAGAGCUACAUUAUAAGAGACAGGAAACACAUAUUUCACGUCGCAGAAAUCUAUGUAGGGAUUCGCAGUAGAGACCUUACUGAUACAACACCGUCUGCGGUGCCAUGCACGUAAUUGUUCUUCUUUGACUUGCAGCCCAGUGACUCCAGUCCCCAGGGGUGUAGCACGAAAACUUGGGCCCCGUGCAUAUGCCGACCCCUUCCCCUCGUAAUACAUCAGCUCUCAGGCAUGUACAAAUAAUUUUGUCGCUUUCUCUUUUAUCAUUUCUUGCGCAUUUUAUGCCAACGGUAAGACAGAUGGGGAAUGACUUGCAACAUGGGGACCCCUACUGGACCGGGGACGUGGCGGUCAACGGUCGGCUCCUCCACCCCCUAGGCCACCAGGGUGCUCCCAUGUGCAAAUAAGUGAAUAACAAACAAUACAUGCAUUCUUAAUGACUGUGGAGGUUUCGUGCGACUCUUUGAAUCAACUGUUACUCAAAUAAAUCUGUGACACUUUUA